Molecule: messenger RNA, 1068 nt
Organism: Penicillium concentricum
Lineage: Eukaryota; Fungi; Ascomycota; Eurotiomycetes; Eurotiales; Aspergillaceae
Exons: 2
Coding region: 1-1068 (355 amino acids)
Biological process (GO): peptidyl-serine phosphorylation; protein autophosphorylation; autophagosome organization
Cellular component (GO): cytoplasm; autophagosome
Molecular function (GO): protein serine/threonine kinase activity; ATP binding
Source: RefSeq, a predicted model, not a curated record
AUGCACACGAGAGUCCACACUGUAGGCCAUCGACAGCUGGACGUGCGGUAUGUGAAGCUUGACCAAAUUGGAUCUGGACAAUUCGGGGUUGUAUACAAGGCCUUCGAUGUCGACACGGGCAGCUUUAUUGCUGUUAAGAAAACCCCACGCCCCAACCAAGACGCAGGGGACGAGAGAUCCUAUGAGACGUUGAAACGCGAGGUUGAGGCUCUAUCUCGACUUGGUCACCGGUAUAUCAUCGAAUUUAUCGCUUCGCAAGGCGGAAACGAACUAUCUCUGGACAUAUUGAUGCGCCUCGCGGACGGCACACUUCACUCCUUGGUUGCCACUGGUGAAUUUUCAAGCCACCACAGUGACCUCACCAAUAAGUUUGCCCACCAUACACUUCAGGCGCUAGAUUACCUAGACAUAAAAGGCGUUGUUCAUCGAGAUACCAAACCAGAAAACAUUCUUUACACUAGAAUGUCGCUUCCCCCACAUAUGUUAUACCAAGUUGGUGAAUUCGGUCUAUGCAACCGCACUGUUAGUGCUCGGACUCAUGUUGGGACCCCACUAUUCGCGGCCCCCGAGCUUCCAAAACGCCAAUCACACAAGAUGGAUGUCUGGUCCCUUUUUGUAACAAUCGCAUGGACGGUGGAUCUCAAUAACUUUCGCCAGAAUUCACACCAGUUUAGUAACGUCCAGGAGGUCCACAAACAACUCUCGGACGUGGCACCAAAGAUGACGAAUUUUUCGGAGAUGGCGAGACUCGAUCUGAGCAAGCGCGCCUCUGCGGCACAUAUGUUGGUCAAGUGCUUUAAUGGGGUCGGACUUUCAACUCCACGGAAUCAAGUUCCCCCGCUCAGUUCAUCAAAGCUGGAAAUCACCGAUGCCGAGUUACACUGGGACCCAAUGGAACUAGACGAUCCCGAGCCUCUGGUCAAUGAUCGAGCAGGCCCGGGUAUAAAAUGGGCUCCAAACGAUCCUACGAAUCCAACCCCUGUGCGCAAGUCGAGAAGAUUGCAGGCUCAAGCACUGAAGAAAGACGCCAUGGCUGCUAAGUCUCGAUUCAAUCCUCUUUACGCAUAG